Ixodes scapularis (black-legged tick) is the source of this 1397-nucleotide messenger RNA. Its product is annotated as facilitated trehalose transporter Tret1-like. Bases 16 to 1338 code for a protein of 440 amino acids. The record is from RefSeq and is a predicted model, not a curated record. NCBI's taxonomy places the organism in Eukaryota, Metazoa, Arthropoda, Arachnida, Ixodida, Ixodidae. The transcript has 3 exons. Gene Ontology annotation, molecular function: transmembrane transporter activity. Gene Ontology annotation, cellular component: membrane. Gene Ontology annotation, biological process: transmembrane transport.
GUGUCAGCGUCCGCGAUGGCCACGCUGUCGUUCAGCAUGUCCGUGGGCUACUCGUCUCCGGCACUACCCAGCAUCCGCCAGCGCAUGGGUCUGUCGGACAGCCAGAGUGACUGGUUUGGCGGUCUGCUCAACUUUGGUGGAAUGCUCGGCUCUUUGGCGGGUGGUAAGUUUCUUAAACUCAUCGGUGGCAAGAAUACCAUGCUGUUUUCUAUGGGGGUCAUCAUCACCGGCUGGAUCUGCAUUUUUGCAGGCACCGUUCCAGGAGUCCUCUUUACAGGCCGGCUGAUUACAGGUGUGACGAUGGGCCUUGUGUCGAUUUCUUGUCCACUCUUUGUGUCUGAAGUGAGCCCCAAGAACAUACGAGGUCUUCUCAACACUUUGUGCUUCAUGGCUUUCAACCUGGGCGUACUGAUGUCAUAUGUCUUGGGAAAAUGGCUAGCCUAUGACUGGCUCGCCGUAGCCAGCAUAGUUCCCGCGGUCCUGACAGCUCUGAUUUUACCGUGGCUCGCCGAAUCGCCGCGAUGGCUCCUCCAAGUCGGCCACCGGGAAGCAGCUCGGCUGGCCUUGCAGUCCUACAGAGGAUUCGACAUUGAUGGCGAGUUUAAGGACAUGAAGGACAACGUGGACAACGCCGAGGAGUUUCGCCUGUCAGAGUUGAAACAACCAAGCUUGUACUGGCCAAUCAGUAUCAUCCUUUUGGGUUUGUUCCUUCAGCAGUUUACGGGCGGCUCUGUGCUCAUGUUCUACACGGAGGACAUAUUUGCUACGGCUGGCUCUAUUUUGUCGGCGGCCGACAGCUCCAUCAUCGUGGGAACAGUGCCUUUGCUCAGCGUAGGAGUGGCGGCGGUGCUCACGGACCGACUCGGCCGUAAGAUGCUCUUACUCCUAUCGUUGACGAUGUGUGCGGUGAGCUUGGCAGCAUUGGGCACAUUCUAUCACUUUAAGCUGAAGAGGGAUGCAAGCUUUGUCGAGUCGUUGGGUUGGCUGCCCCUGUCUUCGAUCUGUAUCUACUUCCUCGGGUAUUCGGUCGGUCUCCGUCCCGUACCACCUCUCCUACUGGGAGAGAUGCUGCCGCUUAGGGUCAAGGGCUUCGCGUCGGGCGUACUCAUGUGCUUUUUCUUCGCGUGUGCGGCUGUCACGACGCUGCAGUAUCACCCCAUGCUGAUGCUUUUUGGGGAGGACGGCAUCUUUUGGUUGUACGCGAGUUUCGCUGUAGCUGGUUUUGUCCUGAUUGCUGCUUUCAUGCGAGAAACGAACGGGAAGUCGUUGGAAGAGAUCGAAGAGCUUUUCCAAAGAAAACAGACGGAAACCCAACCCGUGUUAUGUAGAACCCCGUGAAAAGAGGCUGAAUGAGACGCGAGGUCCCUUAGUAGUAUCAUACCCUACAGGGCGCGUGC